AUGGCAUCCAAAUCAGAGACUUCAGUUGCAUUUUCCUUGUUAGUAUUGCUAUCAGUAGCACUCGGUUCUAAUGCAGGUGGAAUAGCCAUCUACUGGGGUCAAAAUGGAAACGAGGGUACAUUAUCUGAAACCUGUGCCACAGGGAACUACAAAUUUGUGAACUUGGCUUUCCUUUGUGUGUUUGGCAAUGGACAGACUCCUCAACUCAAUCUCGCAGGCCAUUGCGAUCCAUCUGUCAAUGGCUGCACAGGUUUGGGUUCCGAAAUCAAAUCCUGCCAAGCCAAAGGAAUCAAGGUGAUGCUGUCCAUAGGAGGAGGUGCAGGGAGUUACUAUCUUGCCUCUGCUGAGGAUGCCAGACAAGUUGCAACAUACCUGUGGAACAACUACUUGGGAGGACAUUCAUCAUCAAGGCCUUUAGGGGAUGCUGUUUUAGAUGGAAUCGACUUCGACAUCGAGGGAGGAACAAACCAGUACUGGGAUGUUCUUGCCAAAUACCUCUCUGCUUAUAGCCAACGCGGAAAGAAGGUCUAUUUGACGGCAGCACCUCAGUGUCCUUAUCCUGAUGCUUGGGUUGGAGGUGCCCUUCAGACGGGUCUUUUCGACUAUGUUUGGGUACAAUUUUACAACAAUCCUCCAUGCCAGUAUUCUGGUGGGAACUUGAGGAAUCUUGAGGAUGCAUGGAAGCAAUGGACUUCAAUCCCAGCUGGGGAGGUGUUCCUUGGAUUGCCUGCAGCUCCUGAUGCUGCUGGAAGUGGCUUCAUUCCUGCUGGUGAUCUUACCUCGCAAGUGCUUCCUGCAAUCAAGGGUUCCAGCAAGUAUGGAGGCGUUAUGCUGUGGUCUAAGUUUUACGAUGACCAAACUGGAUAUAGCAAAUCCAUUAAGAGUCAUGUCUAA
This is a messenger RNA of Coffea eugenioides, 894 nucleotides long. Its product is annotated as acidic endochitinase-like. Bases 1 to 894 code for a protein of 297 amino acids. Gene Ontology annotation, cellular component: extracellular region. Gene Ontology annotation, molecular function: chitinase activity. Gene Ontology annotation, biological process: carbohydrate metabolic process. The record is from RefSeq and is a predicted model, not a curated record. Lineage: Eukaryota; Viridiplantae; Streptophyta; Magnoliopsida; Gentianales; Rubiaceae. The transcript has a single exon.